ACGCACAGGAGAGGACCCGAGCCAGGAUUCGCACGCUGGCUGCAGCCGCCCCACGCGUUGUUUGGGGUCACGCAUUGAACAGCAACACCUCCCCUAUGGCUGCUGAGCCCUAGCGCGUUUUUAGGACGCUCCUCGGCAACCUCCAUUCGGCUGCUUUCACAAAACCCGGGGCGGGCUGGCGGCAGGAAGCGGCGGGGCCGGGCCGAGCCCACGCCCGCCCUCGUUGGCCGGGGCCCCGCAGGCGGUGAGGCAGGAGGGGGGCACCGGGGGCACGGCAGGGGACGGGAACCAGGUGCCCGCAGCCCCCUGGCCUCCCCACAUCGCUCCCCAUCACGGGGUGAGGUUCUGGGUGUAGGCAAUAUGAAUGACUGGCAAAUGAAAAGCCCUCUAGACUGGGAAACAUACGUGAACAAAAGGGUGAAAGUUGCAGCAGCUGAGAAAAAUGAAUAUGAAGGAUGGGUCUUAACAGUUGAUCCAGUUUCUGCCAAUGUUGUCCUGGCAAACUUCCCAGAGAACGGAAGAGCGUCCAUUGUAGUUGUGCUGGGCCACGCUGUCCAGGAGGUUGACGUCCUGCAGGAAGCGGACGAUGAAAUGAAGGCACGGCUUUCCUGCAUAUUCGCCCCCGAGGAAAGCAAAGCGUACAGCCCGGAGGAGCUCGACAAGAGGAAGAACGACCUGAAGAGCUGGCUGGAAGCAAACCACAUCCCUGUGACAGAGCAAGGAGAAUCGGGAAGGACGCUGUGCGUGGCGGGGGUGCUGACCAUCGACCCGCCGUACGGCCCAGAAGAGUGCAGCAGCUCCAACGAGAUCAUCCUGUCCCGCGUUCAGGGCCUGAUACAGCGCUACCUGGAAAAGAGACAGUGAGCUCUGCUGCCUCCAGCACUGGUCUUUGGGAAUGGGUCUGCCGGCCCCAUUAGGGACUGUCCUGGGGGUCAGCAUUCAGACGUCCAUAAGCGCUGCGUGUCGGGGCUUCUGUCUGAAUUCCUGUACGUUAAGAAAGGAGUAAAACGUGUAAAAAGGAGUAAAAAGUGUGAAGUACAAGCACAAAACAUUUUGCAUGCACUAUUUUUUUGUUAAAAAAAUCAGUCAGGUAAUAACGCUGUAUUAAAUUGCUGUAUAGCUAUACUUUUUGUUACAGUAUUAUGAAAGAUAAAAUAUUAGAAAUCUAAA
Messenger RNA from Anas platyrhynchos (mallard), 1170 nucleotides. RefSeq names its product gem nuclear organelle associated protein 6 (gene GEMIN6). Gene Ontology annotation, cellular component: nucleus; SMN complex. Lineage: Eukaryota; Metazoa; Chordata; Aves; Anseriformes; Anatidae. Gene Ontology annotation, biological process: spliceosomal snRNP assembly; spliceosomal complex assembly. The record is from RefSeq and is a predicted model, not a curated record.